AAUUAUGUUAUUAGUACCAAGAACGCAAUAACAGUUUCGUAAAUAAGAUUCAUGAAACAAACACUGUCAUCCAGCUACUCAAGUAUAAGACAAUACAAAAAAUCAAUUACAAAACCAACACACACAUGAAAGAUGCAUAAGAGGUUUUCCAAAACCUACACAUUCCUAAUGAAAACAUGAAGUUUGGCACAUCUAAGUUCCUUUUAUUACACAAAUAUUACUUACUUGAAAGGUUGAGAACCACCAAUAGAUCAGGAUGUUCAGAUUAUCUAAUAGUUUCCCAAGCUUGAGCUUGUGGCUAUUGUUCCAUACUUGCAUUUACCAUUGAUCUUUGUUUACUGUUAUCUCUUUAGGCUAAUCAUCAAAAGGAGACUUGUUAUAACAUAUAUGGCAUCAAGUAAAUGACAAGAAUUUAUACAGUUUCCUUUUGACAGUUACUUAUUCCGAGUUCUGCUAUUCUAAGGGAUAAUUUUUCAUCGUCAUUCUGUUUCUUGAUGAAUGUCUUAGACAUGCAAGCUUCUCAUGAUGGACAUGAUAACCUUUACUUCAAAUUUUAGUAUACACCAAUACCAAAAGUGUACAUUUUCAAGAUAGUCAGUCCUACAUUCAUGAUUAAAUCUUCGUGCCUAGAUUUUGACAAAGUGACUCCAUUUUUAUUUUUAUUAUCAUUAUUAUUAUUAUUGUUUUUAGUUCUGUUUUGUUGUUAUCGAAUAAUAAUAAAAAUAAAUAAAUAAAAGACAUGUCUCAAUUGCGGCUGGAUUAGGUGCUGUCAUCAAGAGAUGACACGCAGACUAAACAACAAGCAUAAAAACAUCCGUGAUAGGGACUUUCCUUUUGGUGAAAUAGUUUAUUGUCAUUUCAAAUAUCAUCCACCUUAACAUUCUCUACAAGUUGACUUUCCAAUUCCUGUGCCACUCACUUUUGCUUCCAGACUUAGUUUUCUCUCAUUGGAGUCUUCUUUCUCAGUAAUGGGAGAUGAGGUGAUUCUGUUGAAUUUCUGAUGAAGCCCUUAUGGAAUGAGGGUCCGGAUUGCACUAGAGGAAAAGGGCAUCAAGUAUGAGAAUAGAGAAGAGAACCUUAGCAACAAGAGCCCUUUACUCAUCCAAAUGAACCCAGUUCAUAAGAAAAUACCAGUUCUCAUCCACAAUGGCAGACCCAUCUGAGUCACUCAUUGCUGUGGAGUAUAUCAAUGAGGUUUCCUCUUAGUAUUAUUAUAACUUUAGGCUAACCAUAAAAAAACCCUUGUUCUUUUAACAUAUAUGGCAUGAAUUCAAUGAAAAAGAUUUAUACAGCUUUUUUAUGACAGUUACAUAUGACAAGAUCUUCUAUUCUAAUGGAUGAUUUCUCAUGCUUCAUCAUUCUGUUUCUUGAUCAAUUUCUUAGCCACUCAAGCUUCUCAUCAUUGAACAUGAUAACCUUAGAGCUCAAAUUUGAUUAUACACCAGUAAUAAAGGUGUACCUUUACAUGACAGUCAGUACUGCAAGAUAAAAUUAUGCGUAGAUUUUGAAUAAGUGCUUCCGUUUUUUUUUAAUUGUUAUUAUUAGUGUUAUUUUUUAAGUUCUGUUUUUCUGUUCCAUUAGCCUUCUGGAUAAUAAUAAAUAAAUAAAAGAAAUGUCUCAGUUGCCGUCUGAAUCAGGUGCUGUUAUCAAGAAAUGACACAGAUGAAACAACAUGCAUAGAAACAUCCGUGAUAGGGACUUUUCUUUUAGUUUAUUGUCAUUUCUGAUAUCAUCCAACUCCACAUUCUAUUCAAGACUCACCAAACAUAUGUGCCACUCACUUUUUGUUCCAACACUAGUUUUCUUUCAUUAGUCUUUCUCAGCAAUGGGAGACGAGGUGAUUCUGUUGAAUUUCUGGUUAAGCCUUUAUGGGAUGAGGGUCUGGAUUGCACUAGAGGAAAAGGGCAUCAAGUAUGAGAAUAGACAAGAGAAUAUUAGUAACAAGAGCCAGUUACUCUUGCAAAUGAACCCAGUUCACAAGAAAAUACCAGUUCUCUUCCACAAUAGCAGACACAUCUGUGAUUCACUCAUUGCUGUUGAGUAUAUUGAUGAGGUUUGGAAUGAUCAAUCUCCCUUGUUGCCUUCUGAUCCUUACCAGAGAUCACAGGCUAGAUUCUGGUCUAACUAUGUUGACACCAAGAUAUAUGAGAUUGCCGUGAGGUUUUGGAAUACUAAAGGACAAGAGAAAGAAGCUGCCAGGGAAGAAUUUUUGGAGUGCAUGAAGUUAUUGGAAGAACAACUGGUGGAUGAGCCAUAUUUUGGUGGAAAGAACUUUGGCUUUGUGGAUGUUGCACUUGUUUCUUUGUUCAGUUAUUUUUAUACCUUCACUAGUAUAUAUGGAAAUUUAAUCAAUGAGGAACGGUUUCCCAAAAUCAUUGCUUGGGCCAAUAGGUGUAUUCAAAAAGAGUGUGUGUUCAAGUGUUUUCCCGAGGAGCUGAAGGUCAAAGAGCAUGUUUCACAGAAGAGAAAGGAUUCGAACAGUGAAUAGACUAUAGAGGGUACCUAUAGGAAAAUAUUGCCUCUAUUUACGAAACUGCACUUUGUUGUGCCUUUGGUUUUGCUACUUAUAAUCUUACAAAUAAAUAUUUGUGACCCAAUGCAACAUGCCCUUAUAUUUUAAUCAAAUUGUAUUUAGAUGUCAUAUAAAUCAUGAUAUUGAUUUGCAAAUCCAAGUUAUAUGGAUGCACACUUCUUUAGGCUUAAAGUAUAGACAACAACAAAACAAUGUGCACAAAGCCACAAAUUCAUCUUCAUAAUGGAAAUUCAUAACAAGUCUUGAAACUGCAAUAGGAAUGUGUAUUAAAGAACAUGAUGCAGACAAGGCUAAAACUAUGUAGUUUUGCUCUUAUAGUUAACACGCCUCAGUCUCCAAUGCAAAUCAUCACCGCUAACUCAAGCUAUAUGUUCGAUUUGAUAUCAUCCAAAUCAACUUUUGGCUUAGCUAUUGCUAAUUUUCUUACUUUUAUACAUGUGUUCACAUUGUUAAAUAUCAGAUUUGAAAAAAAAAAACAAAAUACUGGAACUUAACAGACAUAAAAAUAGAGCCACGAGAAUUGAAGGUAGAAGGCGAUAUUUUAUAAAUGAGGAUGCUUAUUUAUAGGUGUACAAAUAAUUUGAAAUUUGCAAACAAAAUCUCAACUUGAC
Messenger RNA from Glycine soja, 3144 nucleotides. Its product is annotated as probable glutathione S-transferase parC. The record is from RefSeq and is a predicted model, not a curated record. Gene Ontology annotation, cellular component: cytoplasm. Gene Ontology annotation, biological process: glutathione metabolic process. Bases 1826 to 2488 code for a protein of 220 amino acids. Lineage: Eukaryota; Viridiplantae; Streptophyta; Magnoliopsida; Fabales; Fabaceae. The transcript is spliced from 2 exons. Gene Ontology annotation, molecular function: glutathione transferase activity.